Messenger RNA from Anopheles aquasalis, 1171 nucleotides. Its product is annotated as neuferricin homolog. The record is from RefSeq and is a predicted model, not a curated record. Gene Ontology annotation, cellular component: membrane; endomembrane system. NCBI's taxonomy places the organism in Eukaryota, Metazoa, Arthropoda, Insecta, Diptera, Culicidae.
GACGUGAAUGGGGGCAGAUCUGUUGUUUACCCUAUUGUUUUACCAUUUUGUUAACAUUCCAGGGCGCCGGAUUGUUCUUGAGACCCACCGCGGUUUUCCGGCGUUCGAAUGGCGGUUCCUGAACCAACUAGGAGACCGUUUUACCGACACAUCCUUCUAGCAGUGGCUGGGAGUAUCUUCUGCUAUCUGCUCAUUACCUACAGUGGGUUGUCCUACUUUCGUCAGCCCGAAAUAGUACGGCAGACCACCGAGCAGCUGUUCAGCGAGGCUGAGCUGUUGGAGCACAACGGUUUAACUAGCAAGUCGCUCUACCUCGUUAUCCUGGGACACGUGUACGACGUAACGAAAGGCGCAAAACACUAUGGUCCCGGCGAAGCCUACCACAUGUUCGUAGGCCACGAUGCAUCGCGUUCCUUUGUGACCGGUGAGUUCGAGCGGUAUAGCGACGAGUUGAGCGACGUGUCCGGGCUUACCGAUGCCGAGCUGCAGCAGCUGCUCACGUGGAAAGAGUUUUACGACAAAACAUACCCGUACCUAGGGAAGGUGGCGGGCCGGUACUUCGAUGGUGCCGGCGGGGAGACCGAGUAUCUGCGGUUGGUACGGGCGCGAGUGGAGAAAGCGGCCGCCCAGGCCGCGCUUGAUGGCCCCAAAUAUCCGUCCUGCAACGUCGAGUGGAAAGUCGAGGUCGGAACGCGCGUCUGGUGCUCCAAUCGCAGCGGCACCGGACAAGAGCGGGCGUGGGUGGGCCGACCCCGGAAAGUGCUGCCCGGUCUCAACGAGUCUGGUCAUGCGAUGCAAUUUUGCGCCUGUCUGCCAGACGAUGCGACGGACCAGGCGAUGUACGUCCGCUUUCCGAACUGCGACGAAAACGCAGAAUCCUGCGUCAUACCUGAUCAGCAAUGAAAGAAUUCCACCUUCCAUUAACAUGCCUUACUCAUGACCCAAGUGCAAUUAGUAGUGUCCUUUUACAUGCAUUCUACGCACACUAGCAACAGACAGUAUUCGAAAGAUUCACCGCGAGUAUGAAAUGCGAGCCUUAAGCCCUGGAGGGUUACAUUCGAUUCGAUAAGACUUAAACGCGAGCAGGAAUCAGCACCGUAGUUCGUGUCCUCUUAACCUCGGCGUCGGACGCGGCAAACAAGCAAUAAAUGGAGAGGAGUUAUGAAUCUAA